AUGGAAGGUUUGGAAGCCUCCGAGGAUGGAAAGAAGAAAUCUAAGUUUAAAGCCUUUAAGAGCUUUUUUGGCAAGAAGAAGAAGAAAGAAGCAGAAGAAGUCUCCUCCGAAGCAGCAGGGCCAAAGCCCAGGGUUUCCAGCAGCAGUGUUGUUAGUGUGUCUUCUCUGCAGCCAGUUCUGGAAAUGCAAGUGAUGGAGUCCAAGCCCAAGAGCGGCAUGGGAGCCAAGUCCAUAUCUCAUGACAGUGUCUUCUGUUCGGACCCUGAGCCUGAAAAAACAGCAGGCAAGCUACACUCUUCUCCAGAGCCCCAGAGAAGCAGAUCACUGAAGAUUCAAGCUCUGCGCUCACGGGGACUCAGCAUCAGCCCACUCCUUACCCGAUCUGAGAAAGUCUCUCAGGACUUGGAAAAAUUCUUUGCCAGUGACAGGACACCCAAGAGCUCCAGAAGGAGGUCUUCACACUGUUCUUCAACACCAAGGAAGAGCUUCUCUGAACUGUCCUCGGAUCCUGAGCUAUCACAGUCUUCUGAAAGCAGUGCUCAGCAGCCCUCGGGUUUCAGCACCCCAGCCACCUCACAGGGAUGCUUGGAUUCUUCAGCUGCUAAAUACAAGAUAGCUUUAAACCCCCGGAAGCAGAAGAAGAAGAAGUCAAGUUCCACAUCCGUGAAAGUAAAUCAGGAGGAGCAAGUCUAUUCAGUGCCACCCAAAGAGAAGUCGACAAUCAAGACAAAACAAGCCGAGCAGAACGAGCAGAAAAUGGACAGUCCAGGACGCUCAAGCCAGGAGCAGAGCUACAAAACCGAGACUCAGGAUAAGACAGUAGAUGAGACUCCAACUACUGAUGCUGCCUCAAGCUACUCUAUUUUAGGCCUCAAUCCAAGAAGACGUAGAAGAAGGGCCAAAAAUGAGUGGGGGAUCAUAGAAAGAGGCCUUCUAAAAUCCACUCAAGGGUAUAACCUGAGCACCAAAGUUGAGUCCUCAGCUACUGAAGAGAUGCCUGGUGGGGAGCACUCUUUCUUGCACCUGUUCUUGGAGAAGAAAGGCGCAGGGCAGCCCACAACUACAGAAGCAGAAAUUACUAGUCUUCAGGAAAUGCCAUCAGAUAAAGGGGAUGUGGAGAGGGAAUUGGCCGACAUAGAUGUGGAAGCUCAAAGAGCACCAGCACCACAACCUACAUCUACAGAUGUGGCAGAGUCCUUGAUUAGUGGUCCAUCACCAUGCCAUGAACAUGGUCCUUCUGAAGGCAAGAAGAGAAAGGACAAAACUGUGUUGCAGUGGAUGAGAAAAUCUACAAGCCAAGAAGAGGCCACUAUCUCGAGGAGGGACGAGGCUCAAGUGCAUAUGCGUCCUUCUGAAGUCUGUGGAGAAGAGGAAGAAGUAUCCAGUCCUUGUAUGCCAAAGUUUCAACUCCAAAUGGAGUUAUCCUUGGAGAGCACAACUUACCCCAAAGAGAAGCAUCCAAGAAGUGGUCUCCGGGCCCUUUCUACAAGUGUUUCAAGUGCUACUGCAGAAGAUGAUGCUUCUAUACAGAUGACACCUCUCCCUCUCAGAAGGUGGCCAAAUACAAGGGAAAUCUCCUCAGAUUCAAAGAGUACCUCAGAGUAUGAGAGUAGUUCUGAAAUACAGCUGAGUCCUGCACGUUCUUUCAAGCCUACCUACAAGCCUAAAGAUGCUGUUGCUGCUGCUGAUAAAGAAGAUGGAGAUGAUGAUGAAGAUGAAGACGAUGAAGAUGAUGAAGAUGAUGAUGUCUUCCUCAAAUCAGAAAAUGUAGAUGUCAAAAUGAGCAAGAUGGAUCCAAAACAGCCUCUCAGAUAUUCUUCCCAGUCAUUAGGAAAAUCCAAAGCUAGAGGAGCUUCUGCAGAACUAGAGAGCUCUUCAGAAGAUGAGAGAAGUUGUGAGGAAAUGACAUCUGCGCACUCUUCCCAGUCCUUGGAAGAGUUUGAAGAAUGCUCAGAAUCAAGAAUUUUCACCAGAGGUUCUGUCCCUGAAGAACAGCCAGCAACCAGGCACCAUUCCCAGACCUUGCAGGAGUUAGAGGAAAAGGAAGUUUCCACAGAAUCAAGUAGUUAUGUUGAGAAGUACCACAGUUCCGAGGAUCUGAGCAGCUCAGAGGAAGAGCAGCAAGAGUUGUCCCCAGUUUCAAAGAGUUCUCUAAAACAAUGGAAUGCUCCUGGCAAGUCAGUGCGCCCCAUACACAGUUCUCCACCCAUUGUAAGUUCAAGUACGCAACAACAACCUCCUAUCUUGGUGAACAUUUCUGUAGGACCAAACAAAUCUGCAGAGCCACAGCCUUCCACAAACACUGUCAAGUCUUGGGUGAGCCCUCGGUCUGAGCAUCAAGUAUUUGCACAGCCAGAAGGUGUUUCUGCUGACUGGGACAUUUUUAUGCAGCCACCACCAACCAGGCCAAGACUUGAGCAAGAAGUUUCUGUGGAUUCGGAACUUACUGUUUUUGAAGAGAGUAUUGCUGCACAGCCUUCCAGAUAUCCUCUGAAGCCUUCAGUGAGGCCAGGCAUCAAGAAAGAAAUAUCAUCGAGUGCAGAAAGUGCCGCAUUUGAGGCGGGUGCUUCCUUGGAGUGCCCACCUCCCCAGCAUCCUUCUCAGCCUCUAUUGAAACCCUUUGUCCAGCAACAGGUAUCUGCUUUGGAAAAAGGUAUUUCUAUGGAUCCAAAGUUUCCGACACAGUACCAGCCAUGGAUGAAGCCUCAAGGAAAGCAAUCAUUUUCUUCCACUCCAGAAAGCACAGUGUUUGAAGGGAGCACUUCUACGGAGCAUAUGGCUCUGACUGUUUCCCAGCCUAUGCUACAGCCUUAUCAAGAAGUGCCGUUAGAAUCCGAGACUGUUGCUGCUAAAAUGAUUUCCAAGGGCCAACUGCACCCCAAAUAUUCUGCUCAUCCCUUACCAAGUCAUCAAAGCCAACCAGUCCCGGAAAGCACCUCUGUAGAAGAUGCCAUUUUAAUGGAGCUGCUGCCUCCUCAGUCUUCAGUGAUACCCAAAUUCCAGCCACUGAUGACCCAAGAUCCACAAAUAUCUGUACCCCCAGGCAGUGUUCCUGCUGCAUGGGCCGUUCCUAUUUAUCCACCAGCUACCAGAAUGGGAUCAGCUCAGCCCUUGAUGGGAUCAGUCAUCACUGUAGAGCCAAAACCUUCUAGGUACUCUGUGCAGCAAUGGCAGAGCACAGCAUUUGAACAAGUCUCUGUAUCCCCAGACCGUGCUGCUUCAUGGAGCAUUCCUCUCGAUCCACCAGCUCCCAGGAGAACUCAGCCAUUGAUGGGAUCAGUUGUCAAGCAACCAACCUCCAAGGAGUUAGCAAGUCUUUCUUUGCCAAAGAGCAGCACUCUACCUUCCAGAUUCCCCUUCCAGCGAAGAGUAGAUCCAGAGCGCUAUGCAGUAGAGGGAGUUGCUACAUUGAGGAGGCCUAGAAGGCAGCACUCUCAGCCCCCAGUGACCCCAGAUUUCAAGGAAGAAGUUUCCCCAGGUUCUCUGAGAGCUUCUGGAGAAAGGAGCAUUCCUAUGGAAUCAAUGCCUCCCAAAUAUGCUCAUCAGCCAGCCUCGGGUCUAGAAGGUGUUGCCAGAGAGGGGGGUGUUUUGAGGGAGGCCUGGCUUUCGGGACAUCCUUCCAAAACAAUUACCAAACAUAAAGUUGAGAAAACACCCUCAAGCUUUGAGGGUACCUCUAUGGAGGGAGGCAUUCCUUGGAGGCCACCGCCUCCCAAAUGUCACACCCCAUUCUCAAUAAGAUCUAAAGUUCAGGAAAUGUCCUCGCGUCUAGAGAGUGCUUCUGCUCAAGAGAGGCCCAAGAAACCACAGAACACCAGGCCACCUUCCAAGUCCUUUGUGAAAUUCAUGGCACAGCAAGUAUUUUCAGAGAAUGCCGCUAGUGAAAUGGACCUUUAUUCAAAGCCCUUUACUCGGGGCCGAAGCCGUCCUUCCAGAUCCCUACUGAAGCCUAAACUCGACGAGCAUGGCUUCUUAUAUAACUGGGAUGACGAGCCCAAGAAAGACACCACAUUAAAGAAUCUGCCCAUGAAGCAGCCUUUUCAGUUAUCCAGAAAGUCCGAAGAGCCUCAAAAAGUUUUGCCGUUUUCUGAGGGUGCCUCUGUGAAGUGGAGCACUUCUUCCGGGGAUGUCUCUCAGCCCCUGGGGAAGCUUGACUACAAGCAGAAAGCCUCGGUUUGUUUUCCCGAUGAGUGGAAGAGGUCUGAAGGACAGCUGCCUUCCACACAACCUUCUCAAGCCUUCGAUGUAGCCGAGUUGCAGCCACGGGUUUUACCAGCGGACUCAGCAAAUGUUCCUGCGGAGUGGAGAAUUUCUGAGGGCCAUCAGCCUCCUGGUCACCCUCCUCAGUCUUUCUUGAUUACUGACUAUCAGCAACAAGUUUAUGUAAACUCUGCCAAUGCUGCUGCUGAAGGAGCCAUUCCUGAGAAGAAGACUGGCUACUGGCCCACGCUGAAAGGCCCAGCUUCGACAAAAAAUGUGAAAUAUGGACAAAGCUACGGGGAUUUCACUAAAAGCACCCCAACUUCUGUUACCAAACCUGCCACCUUGGCUUCUGCUCCCGCCCAGAAACCAUUUGUUUCCAUGAGCACUUAUUUUAAGGACGAGGUUCCUCAGUGUUGUGAUGUAAGUGGAAGUUCUCCACUUCUAUCUACCAGCAAGGCUGAUGUCGAAAAUGUUUUCGGUGUGCGGUUGCGCAGAACCUCAAAGAAGAUUGGAAUGGAGAAUCCAGAUCCUUGCAAGCCAUUUGUCCCAGUUUCAGUAGCAGGAGCAAGCAAAGAACAGGCAAACAAAGGAGCUCUCCAGGACUCAGGCGGAGCUCCAGAGAAGUCCAGCCCAGCAUUUGAGGAAAAGCAAGGGAACAGGCCCAGAUAUGAAGGCACUUUGAAGAAGUCAGCAGUUUACAGACCUCCAGGUGAGAAAAAGACCUCUAGUUGGAAGGCAGAUUCCUCUAUGGAGCCAGCUUGGAUCACCAUGGUAAAACAGCGGCAAAGGGGCUUUGCAUCCCACUUUCUUAAGAAACCCAGGACCAGAUCUGAAAUUAGGGCUGAGACCAAGGAACCUAGAUAUGAGGAAUCUGAGCCAAUAACUGAUAUCCUACCAAAGAUGACUUUUCUUUCCACUAUCCCCAGACACGAGAUGCCACAGUCAGGGCAGCAUACAAAAGCAGUUGCAUUUGACAGUCAGAAGAUGCUUCACCCAUAUACCAGGGAAAGAGAAGCCAAACGAUCUUCAAGUCUUCCAUCGAAAUUUCUACAGCCUGAGGAGCCUGAGUGGUUCUCAAUGGCCAAGAAGAAAGCCCAAGCAUGGAGCCAAAUGGCGGAUAUGAUGCAAUAA
Messenger RNA from Apodemus sylvaticus (European woodmouse), 5334 nucleotides. Its product is annotated as KIAA1210 ortholog. Bases 1 to 5334 code for a protein of 1777 amino acids. The transcript is spliced from 13 exons. The record is from RefSeq and is a predicted model, not a curated record. Lineage: Eukaryota; Metazoa; Chordata; Mammalia; Rodentia; Muridae.